Messenger RNA from Microdochium trichocladiopsis, 1470 nucleotides. RefSeq lists its product as uncharacterized. The coding region runs from base 203 to 1348 and encodes 381 amino acids. Lineage: Eukaryota; Fungi; Ascomycota; Sordariomycetes; Xylariales; Microdochiaceae. The transcript is spliced from 3 exons. The record is from RefSeq and is a predicted model, not a curated record.
CAGAUCCAAGUCGUGGUCACAGCCCGUACUGCGCAGGCUAACUGUCAGAUAAGACGCCACAAGGGCCUCGAAAAUUGACCAAGUCAGAUCAGCACCAAGUCAAGGCGACAUCCAGCGAUAUUGAGAGCAUUCUCACGGCACGCAACAGGGUUGCAGCCAACACAGCAAUUUUCAUAUCGGGGCCAUCCUAGCAAGAGCAGCCAUGCCGAGACAGCCAGGCGAAGAUGGGCAACAGAUCCACAACGACGUGGUAACGCCACGGCCGCCGCAGGAAGACUUCAUACGACAAUCUCUGACGGCUUCUCUGCCUCCUGCUCUGAAGAGCAAGAGCACCAGUACGUUACUCAAGAGCAGGAGUCCCGCCGGCAGCAGCCCUACCACCGAACAAGCCUCUCGUCGGGCUUCCAUCGAGCAAGAGACUCCUGACGCACUGCUGGACCCCGGCGACCAUCAUCUCCCGGCGUCCCGUCCUCCGCCGCUCAACUACACCCUGACGGACAAGAAGUUGCGAAUAUUUAUCUUCUGGUGCUUCAUCCUGUUCGACUGCGCCAUAGUGCCGACGGCGCUCUACUUUGUGCUGUGGUACGAGGCCGGCCCGGGAAGCCAGCCCCGCGGCCCGCUGGCAGCCGACACGGUGCUCAGCAUCGUGACGGCGACAAUCGGCGGCACCGCUAUCAUUGAGUGGCUAGUCAGGUGCUGGAAGCUGUGGAAGAAAGACAGUGAUUGUCGGGUCAUUGGCGCGCGAAACCGGUGGUACUUUGACUGGUACCAAUGGUGGUUCGGGCUUUGCAUGCUCAUCGUCGUAGCCGAGCUCAUCUUGGGAACCGCGUGGAGGCAACCCAAGCGCCGGCUCCUCGCCCUGCCCCUGUCCUCCGUGCAGAUCAUCUUCGGCUCGGCUCUGCUCUUCGUCGACAUCCUGCACUGGUGCUCCGCCCCGGCCCCGCUGCGCAUCUCGUCGGUCGCCCGCGACGCGCCUGCGCCGCCAGGGAUAUACCCACUCAUCGAGGACAUCUGCGCCGUCAGCGGCGGCGGCAAGACGGUGUACCGCGAGGCGCUCGCGCGCCGAUACGCGGCCAGCCCGCUCUUCCGAGCCAUGCUCCGCCGCCUUGGGCUUUUCUGGGCCCUCGGGGCACUGGCCUGCGCGGGCGGGACGGCGUACCUGGUCCUCGAAUUCCCGGAUAUCGACAUUGCGUAUGCUUUCGGCUGGACGGUGCCGUUUGUCUGGGUGGGCGUCUGGAGUGUGGUCACAAUUCCGUAUGUCAAGAUCAUGCUGGCUCGGGAGCAGCGGCUAUGGGUGGGCGAAGGGGCGCCUUUGAGUGCGGUUGCUCCGUCGUUGGAGCAGGUCUAGGCCGACUCGUAUGGGUCGUUCAAGUGCGAGGCAAGCUGCUCAAGCUCGUGUUGGCCUUGGUUCUUCAUUGGCUGUGUCGCGUGAUGGCGGGCUCAGAGAUACCUUUGUUAUUUCGAUAGAGC